AUGACUCAGCGAGCUUCGAAAAUAUCUCAAAUGACUCUCUUCCUCCAUCUCCUUGGCAGCAGCACCCCCUCAGGCCUCCGCCUCCUCUCACCUGCGCGUAGUGAGACCCCCUGCAUUGGGACCAGCCUCCUCUCCCGCCUGCCAUUCUCUGUGCAACACCCCACCCCUCCAGCCCAGCACAAUUCAGCCCGCAGGUGUCUCUCUGUGUGCCCUAGAUCUGGCCCUGUUCCUCCCCCGCUCAGACCCUCCCACGGUUCCCUGUGGCCUUCAGAGGAAAGGCUGGGAGCAUCACCUGUGUGUGAACCUCCACGUCUCUCCCUGCAAGUGGUCAGACCCUACGUGUGUCCACGCCCCUCCUCAGCAUCACACAUCAAAGCCCACCUCUUGGGACGUCCUCUGCCAGGUCUAGACAGGCCAGCUCUUGCUCAGAGGUCCAUCCACCUGUCCUGGGAUCAUCGGGUGCUUCUCCUUUUCUCCACCUCACCAGAUGGCCCUUCACUCUUACUUGCCUGUGCUUGUAACACUUGUUUGAGAGACUCUAUUUUCCACGGCUGUGCUGUGUCUGUGGAAGAGCAGAGGAAGAGAAGGGGCUCUCAGCCCUCCCCUUCUGGCUUUCUCUGUCCCGUAGUCCUAGAGACCCUAGUCAGAACCACCACUCUUCAAGUUCAGGAGGGCCGGUCCCUGCAUCUGGUCUGUGACACUGGUGGCAACUUCCCUGCCAGGCUGAGCUGGUGCUGGGGAAGCCUGACUCUGAGCCCCUCCCAGCCCACAAAUCCCAGGGUCCUAGUGCUGCCCCAGCUGGUCUUGGGUGAUGGAGGAGAAUUCCCCUGCCAGGCCCAAUACUUGUGGAGCUCCUACCACGUUUGCGCGAACCUAGCUGUGCAGGAUGAGUAUACGUGGGACACCUGCAUUCUGAGGUGA
This is a messenger RNA of Lutra lutra (Eurasian river otter), 921 nucleotides long. RefSeq lists its product as uncharacterized. The record is from RefSeq and is a predicted model, not a curated record. Gene Ontology annotation, molecular function: sialic acid binding. The coding region runs from base 1 to 921 and encodes 306 amino acids. Gene Ontology annotation, biological process: cell adhesion. The transcript has a single exon. NCBI's taxonomy places the organism in Eukaryota, Metazoa, Chordata, Mammalia, Carnivora, Mustelidae. Gene Ontology annotation, cellular component: plasma membrane.